AUGUUCCUUCAGAUCAGGUGCGGCCUCAAAGUUGUCAACUCCAAGAACCAGGCGCUGAUCCAACACUUCACACAAAUGAGCAAGAGAAUCAUUGUUACUGGCGGUUCGGGCAAGGCUGGCAGGCAUAUCAUCGAAUACCUGUUAGCUCAAGGCCAUCAAAUCUUGAACUUGGAUCUAGUACCGUUACCAGUCGACUUUUCCCAAAAGGUUCACACUUUACGAUGCGACCUUACAGAUGGCGGGCAGGUCUAUAGCGCUCUUUCAUCCCAUUUCAGACUCACUGAACCGUUUCGAGAGCCUAUCAACGAUCCUCCCGAUGCGGUCUUGCACCUCGCCGGGGUCGCGAGAAACAUGCUUGUCCCUGACAUUGAGACCUUUCGGGUAAACACUCUUGGAGCCUAUAACAUCAUAGAGGCAUCUUGUCGUCUGGGUGUCAAGAAAAUAAUCCUGGCAAGCUCCGUCUGUGUCUACGGAGUUACCUACGCUGAGGGCGAUGUAGACUUUGAAGCAUUCCCUGUAGACGAGAGUCAUGAUCCCAAUCCGAUGGACGUCUAUUCUCUGUCCAAGAUUUGUGCUGAGCGUACGGCGAGGAGCUUUGCGACUAAAUUUGAUGUCGAUAUUUAUGCACUACGCAUCGGCGCUGUUGUUUGCCCCCACGAGUACAACAAAGUGUUUCACAGUUAUGUAAACGAUGUUGAGAAGUGGAAGGUUCAUGGGUGGUCCUAUGUGGAUGUCCGUGAUUUGGGCAAAAUUUGUUCACUUGCGCUAAGCAGAGACGACUUGGGGUAUCAGGUUUUCAACGCGACAAACGAUGAGAUCACGAAUAAGAGAAAUACUACAGAGCUUCUAAAGGAGCAGUGCCCAAACAUACCUCUCACAAGAACCAUGGGUGCUCGGGAGGCGCCUAUUAGUAAUGCAAAGAUCAAAGAGCUCUUAGGGUUUGAGGCAGACUAUAGAUGGAGAGAUUUAUAUAAUGGACAGGAUAAAUAA
Fusarium oxysporum Fo47 is the source of this 990-nucleotide messenger RNA. Its product is annotated as NAD-dependent epimerase/dehydratase family protein. The record is from RefSeq and is a predicted model, not a curated record. The transcript has 2 exons. The coding region runs from base 1 to 990 and encodes 329 amino acids. Lineage: Eukaryota; Fungi; Ascomycota; Sordariomycetes; Hypocreales; Nectriaceae.